AGUGUGAGUGUAUGUGUGUGCGUGUGUGUGUGUGUGUUGACUGAAGGAUGUUCCUGACUCGCUGUGUGAUGCUUUGGAUCCUGUUGACAGUCCUCAGCCUGCCUGUAUGGAGUGAUGUGAAGGUGAUCCAGCAGUAUAAAGUGGUGAGCGCUGAUGGUACGGCUAAGGUCCAGUGCUUCAUCCAACCCUCGUACCACCAAACCCCGCACUACCCCUACCCUGAACCCGAGGAGCUGCGUGUGACUCUGCUGAAAGGGCUCCACGGCACCCAGAAACUCUGUUCGUCCAUCCUCAACUUCACAGAGCAGAGAGAGGCAGGUGUGGAGAAAGAGGGUGAGGUGCAGUGCUCUGCUGAGGCGAGAGAGGGCGCUCUGGAGGUGACAGUGUCCGGACUGAAAGCCGCAGACACAGAUCUGUAUCGCUGUGAGGUACAGAUCUUCUACCCACCACCAUACCUGCGGCUCACUGGCAACGGCACACUCAUUCAUGUCUUAGGCAGCUCUGACUGUCCCGUGCUGGGGGCUCAGAGACAGAUCUCAAAUCCAGGUGAUGAAGGAGAGGAUGAAGAGGGUGAGGAGAGGACGGCAGCAGUCAGUGUUCCUGUGGUUGUUCUGGUGGUACUGGUCAUAUUUGUCCUCAUCAUCAUUAUCUACUUCCAGACUCUACAGUGUGAACGAGGGCGGAGGGAUGUCCGAGCGGUGCCCAGCGUGCUUCACAAGGCGGAUGCUGCUGCACUUUCAUGUUCAAACUUUGCAUGAAAAACACACUGAAUACGUGACUCACGCGAUACAUUGUUUCUGCAGUGAAGCGUUAGAGUUCUCGUGUUAAAGGGUCAGUAUGUACCUUUUGUUAAAUAUCACCUCUGUUAUGAUUGAGGUUAUAUGAUCUUUAACCAAAAAAAUAAUACCAAUAUGACAUUUUGGUGUUUGUGCAUAUUUUACUAAUUAAGUAUAAGAAUAAUGUUUACAUUGGUGUAAACACAGCUUGUUUUAAAAGGCUGUAGCUUUGAGUUUCCAUUUACCUGUUGAUGCAUCUGCAGCAGGAAGGCUUGUGUACUGUGUACUGUGUACUGUGUACUGUGUACUGUGUACUGUGUACUGUGUACUGUGUACUGUGUACUGUGUACUGUGUACUGUGUACUAACUGAAUUUAACGUAUAAGAACUAUGUUGUCAGUCAUUAGGGUUCAUUACGGCUUGAGAAGUUAUUUGUGAUUUGAUUGUUAUCGUAUGUCAGUACGUUGUGUUGCCAUUGCAAAUAUUCAUGUUGGAUAUUUCCUUUAAAAUAAAAUGUCU
Molecule: messenger RNA, 1294 nt
Organism: Cottoperca gobio
Lineage: Eukaryota; Metazoa; Chordata; Actinopteri; Perciformes; Bovichtidae
Gene: cd28
Product: CD28 molecule
Exons: 5
Coding region: 48-758 (236 amino acids)
Biological process (GO): T cell receptor signaling pathway; regulation of T cell proliferation
Cellular component (GO): external side of plasma membrane
Source: RefSeq, a predicted model, not a curated record